AUGUUUCGGUCAACAGCCCAGAUACAGCACGUAUCGCUAGUCCCAAAAGGUACACCAGCCUCUAAAGCUAUCGGGAUGCUUCACGACCAUGUCUUUUUCAUACAAUGCGAUCCCUACAUGACCAAAUACGAAGCUCUGCCAACACCGGAGCCUGCUCCUUCAAUUCCUGACACGCUUGAACUUAAACCAGUUGCGCAACCGGAUUGCUACUCUGUGACAGACAGAGUUCACACGCUGCCAGCGGGGCUUUGGGAUUCUGAUGUGGUCAGCACUUAUGAGUUUAUUGACCUAGAGAAAGGCGUCUUUGUGAGAACGCGGGGUCCAGUGGGCUUGGUGUUGGAGACGGUAUGGGAUAUUGAGGAAACUGCUGAUGGGGGGUUGAAGAUCAUCGAAAACGUCACCAUUUCAUGCUCAAGGCUGAUGCUCGGCAUGAUCAAAAGUUCAUGUGAGGCUGGAUGGAAAGGAGUUCAUGGCAAGAUGCUACAACGGUUGGAGGGCACUUCCUAA
Molecule: messenger RNA, 507 nt
Organism: Fusarium coffeatum
Lineage: Eukaryota; Fungi; Ascomycota; Sordariomycetes; Hypocreales; Nectriaceae
Exons: 1
Coding region: 1-507 (168 amino acids)
Source: RefSeq, a predicted model, not a curated record